Molecule: messenger RNA, 768 nt
Organism: Fundulus heteroclitus (mummichog)
Lineage: Eukaryota; Metazoa; Chordata; Actinopteri; Cyprinodontiformes; Fundulidae
Product: butyrophilin-like protein 9
Exons: 3
Coding region: 168-752 (194 amino acids)
Source: RefSeq, a predicted model, not a curated record
CACCACCCAGCACCACGAACCGGUUUAGCAACAUUCCUGACGUAUAUUCUUAAUAACCUCUUUGUCUUAAUAUCAACUUAAGCUAACCUUUUACUUUGAGAUGGGAAAAUAACGCUAACAUAAACGGAACGAGAAACAUUUGAAGCCGAUGUAAAUAACGCAACGAAAUGGCUUCUCCAGCAACUGUUUCACUCAGCCUGUUUUUCCUGUCUGUCGGCCUCGUGCUUUCUGCUUCAGAUCAGAGUAACAUCACAGCUACAGCUGGAGACGACGUCACUCUGCCAUGUCACGAUCCAAACCACCCUCUGAUAGUUGUACAGUGGAACAGGGCAGAUCUGGGAUCAGCUUUUGUCCUUCGGUACAGAGACAGGAGAUUUGAUGAAGAAAACCAGCAUCCAUCCUUCAAGAACCGAGUGGACCUCCAGGACCGACAGAUGAAGGACGGAAACGUGUCUUUGGUUCUGAAAAACGUGACGACUAAUGAUAACGGAACAUACGAGUGUCGAGUUCAAAGAAAAGGAUCCAGUGAAAGGAUAAAGAUCAGCGUCAUCAGCCUGCACGUUCUUUUGCCAGGAGACGAGGAUGGAACCAAGGAAGAUGGAGGAAACAUGAAUGAAUCUGUUGGACUGAUAGUUGGUUUGCUAGUUUUCUUCACAUUAAUUAUUGUUGCAGGUGUUUUAAUCUAUAAAUAUCUGAGGCAGAAACAUGUUCCUGAUGAGAUGGAUAAACCAGAAGACCCUGUGAACCUGUAAGCUGUGUGAAGUUGGA